AUGCAAUUCCAAGUGUCUUUCGCCCUCAUCGCUAUGAUCGUGUGCUUCGCCGCCGCAGCCGAAGAAGCCAAAUCCGCAUCUGACAAGUCCGCAGCCACCAAGUCUGCCACUGACAGAAGCAAACGUGGCCUGUACGCUCCACUCAUCACCUCCCCGUAUGCUCCAGCGUACGCAGCACCAUACGCAGCUCCAUACACCGCCCCUUACGCUGCCCCGUACGCCGCCCCUUACGCCGCCUCUUAUGUCGCCCCUUACGCAGCACCGUACGCCGCCCCAUACGUAGCAUCCCCUUACGCAGUCGCCGCCCCAUACACUUCUUCAUACGUAUCUUCUUACGGAGCUUACCCAUACGGUUAUGCAGCUUCACCAUACGGUUUCUACUAA
This is a messenger RNA of Macrosiphum euphorbiae (potato aphid), 384 nucleotides long. The record is from the annotation of a GenBank genome assembly. NCBI's taxonomy places the organism in Eukaryota, Metazoa, Arthropoda, Insecta, Hemiptera, Aphididae.